Acanthoscelides obtectus is the source of this 480-nucleotide messenger RNA. NCBI's taxonomy places the organism in Eukaryota, Metazoa, Arthropoda, Insecta, Coleoptera, Chrysomelidae. The record is from the annotation of a GenBank genome assembly.
AUCAAAUUUCGCGCCUGUUUUCCUGUCAAUCAAAUUUAAGUCAUUUUUUUAGGCGUUAUUGACAUACUUUGGUUUGUAAGACCAAUAAAAUACCUUCAAGAGCAAGAGAAUAAUUAGCAAUGUUUUCCAAUGUCAACCCUCCACCUGAGGUCAGACAAGCCACAAAGCCACAGGCGCACCGCCUACACUAUGAACCAAACACAACCAUACUUUUGAAACCAGAAAACGACUGGAUGAGGGCUCAGAGAAGACACUUCGGCGACCUGCCGACACUGACUGCCAUCAAAUUUUCUGAGCCUCUGCCACCGAGAAGACAAAUGCGGCUGCAUUUUAGCACCAGAAAUCAGAAAAGGCACUAUUGCGGACUCUAUACGCGGUCGCAUCUAGAUGAAUAUUUCUGAAAUAAAAUUAUAAACAACAGACAACGGAAAAUAUAAUGGAUCAAAUUAAAAAUGUAAAUUUUUACUGAUUGAAUCGAUG